This is a messenger RNA of Hippocampus comes (tiger tail seahorse), 2092 nucleotides long. It is a transcript of the gene esamb, whose product is annotated as endothelial cell adhesion molecule b. Gene Ontology annotation, cellular component: adherens junction; plasma membrane. Gene Ontology annotation, molecular function: cell-cell adhesion mediator activity. The transcript has 7 exons. NCBI's taxonomy places the organism in Eukaryota, Metazoa, Chordata, Actinopteri, Syngnathiformes, Syngnathidae. The record is from RefSeq and is a predicted model, not a curated record. Gene Ontology annotation, biological process: homophilic cell-cell adhesion. The coding region runs from base 404 to 1696 and encodes 430 amino acids.
GGGCGCCAGAGAUACGGACAGUCAAGUGGGAAGUAGACUCCACCGCUACGCGCACUCACUCUCGCACUCGACUUGGCGGAUUGCACUUGUUCUCGUGCUCGUAGUAGCCAACCGCACAGUUGAAGGUUGGAGCAAGGCGCAACCAACGACGAGGCGGAACGUUGCACACACCCACACACACGCGGGGCUGCGGAGCUUGUCGUCGCCGUCAAAGUGUUCGUUCGGCGUCGGCGGGGCCAGCGUGCCAUGUCCGCCGUGACAUGAGAGGAAGCUUUCUCCUGCACAACUGCACGCGUCGCUCCCGUCCUGGCUUCUUGUGGAGUUACCUGAGCAAACGAGUCGCAGGUGUGUGAGUGUGGUGGACAAGUUUGAAGAGGCUCCCUUGCUUGCUGGAUGUGGCGCCAUGGAGAUGCACUCAAGACUGCGAGCCUUGAUGAUUAUCUGGUGGAUUGUUCAAGGUGACAGCAAAAAAGUGGAAAUCCCACGAGAGGAGAUGGAGGUGGUCAAGGGCCAGAUGGUGGUGCUGCAAGCCUGGUACAGCCCCAGCUCGGACAUUUCCAAAAACACGGUCAUUUGGCACUUCAUCGGGAACGAGUCCAAGCAGGUGAUCAACUUCAGCUCGGGGGAGGUGGGUCAUGGCCAGAAUGACUUCAGCAAGCGGGCGGGCUUCAGCGCUGCCAUGCCUUCCGCCAACCUCUCCAUCUUCAUCAACAACACGCAGGAGUCAGACUCGGGGCCCUACGUGUGCGACGUCAUCAUACCUGGAGGCACUGGCAUUUCUGGACAGAUGCGCCUUAAUGUCAAAGUCCCGCCAUCCCCUCCAGUGUGCACCAUGACGGGCGAGCCCGUCGUCAAUGGCAACGUGACUCUGAGCUGCAAGUCCGCUCACGGGAAGCCCGUCCCUCAGUACAAGUGGACCAAGACCGCCCCCAUGCAGGAGGUAUUCUUCUCACCAAUGCAGAACGAGAGACAAGGCACCCUGCGGCUGAGCAACCUGACCAAAAGCAUGUCGGGGAAGUACAUCUGCCGAGCCAGCAACACAGCCGGCUCCGACAGCUGCUCCAUUAACCUGGAGGUUAUCACCUCUUCCAACGCGGGCAUAAUUGCGGCGGCCACGCUGGGCUCAAUGGUGGGACUGGUUGCCAUGGUGCUCUUCCUCAUAUUCGUCCUGAGGAGGAGGCGGGACACUGAGGAGGAGACAGCCAAUGAGAUCAAGGAGGAUGCUCAGGCUCCGAAGCGAGUGUCGUGGGCAAAGAGCAACACAGGGUCAGACAUUGUCUCCAAAAACGGCACACUGUCAUCUAUCGCUACCAGCCCUCGGCCCGGAGACCACCAACACCACCACCACCACCGCCAACCCGCCUUCCACUACCCCUACUCGCCAUCGUCCACCACCGAUGCGGGCUCCGUAAUAAACGCCUACCAGCUGCGCCCGGGCGAGGCCAACACCCUGCGUGGCCUGCCUGGCUACAAUGCGGUUGGGACGCCAUCACGUAAACACAAGCGGCCCCCCGCCACCAACGGGGGUCCACCCCAGGUGGUUCGCAUGCCCCCUGCCAGAACGGAGGGGGCUCAGCCUCAGACUCCGCCCGCCUUCACGGCGUCCCCACGGGCCAGCUCGUCGUCCACAUUGACCCGGGCGGGCACUGUGGCCGUCAUGGUGCCUGCGCAGAGUCAAGCGGGCUCCCUGGUGUAGCCUGUGAUUGGACAGGUAGGAGGGGGCGGGUUGUAAUGUUUUUUUCUGCCUUGUAAUUGGACUUCUCUGAAACCUCCCGCAAGGACAUUCAGUUUGUUCAUAUCACUGACUCAGCACAUUUUUGAUUUUCACUGAAGAUGUUUUUAGUUAUCUGAAGAGCAAAAAGCUUAGGUUGUGUAGUUGGCACAUUCUUGUUGAUGUUACUCAGGCUUAGAAAAACAAACAAACAAAAAAAAUGCUCCAAACAAAGUUAAAAAAAAACAAAAAAAAAACCUAAAAAAAAACCCCACUAAAUGACCAUUCAGGUUUUUCUAUAGAAUUCAGUGGUCAUGUAGCAUUGGAUGUGUUGCCUGUGAUGGUAGACAGAAUGUAAGUAAAAUGAAAAAUGUGAACAUA